AUGGGUUCAAAAACAUCAUGGUCAAUGGUGGCAGUAGCAAUAAUGGCAUUAAGUGUGGUUGCAAUGCUUGAUGGUAGCAUGGCGCAAUCCUUCUGCAACACGUCACUUGCAGAGUUGUUCAAGUGUAAGCCUGCCGUGACGCCGCCAAAUCCUCCGGCGCCGACGCAAGAGUGCUGCGCGGUGGUGGCAAAGGCGGAGAUCGAUCUAAACCUCGCCUUUCAGCUCCCUGCAAAGUGUAACCUUUAUCUCCCAUCUCAUUGUUAA
Molecule: messenger RNA, 264 nt
Organism: Arachis stenosperma
Lineage: Eukaryota; Viridiplantae; Streptophyta; Magnoliopsida; Fabales; Fabaceae
Product: putative lipid-transfer protein DIR1
Exons: 1
Coding region: 1-264 (87 amino acids)
Source: RefSeq, a predicted model, not a curated record